AAUAAUAUUGUUGCAAGUGAUGUAAACUCUUACCAAAGUUAUUAAUUUUAUUUUGACCUUAACUAAGAUUACCGCAGGCAUUAGAUACCAUGUUCACUCAUCUGGAAUGUCCAUAUUUCUUCAUUGAAACCGAUGUGUUGGUUGGUAGUAGAGUGGUAGACAAACACAAGUAUUGUUUACUAGAGAUGCAGGAAUGUUUUGAGACCUACUGUAUGAGGAAAGACCAAGCUGAACAGAGUUUAGAAGAAAUCAAAGUAUCAAUUAAACAGCAAUCACUUGGUGAUGGUGGAAGCUUUCCUAUACAAUGUAGUGAAGAACAGAAAUUAGAUCUGUGCCAAAAGUUAUAUAAACUAAUUUUCCAACUAGUUAUGCUGUUUGAAAGUUACAUCAAGCUACUAGAUUGUUUCAAACUUGUACAGACAGCCUCACAGGUGAAUGAUAUUUCUGGACAAGUGGAGAGUAUUAAAGGGGAAGUAACUGCUGCCAUGUCAGAAUUAGAGAAUGGUCAGGCAUCACCACUAAAUGUUGACUCCCCUAAACCAGUCACAAAACAAGAUGCAUUCUCCAGUCUUACAGAGUAUAUCAAAAGUCAACAAUACCAAAAAGCAAUACAGCUUGUCAGAUCUUUCAGGUAUGGUUUGGUAGCGAACUAUUUAAGUAUUUUGUUUUAGAUAUCCAUAGAAAAAUUUAUGUUUAUAAGUAAU
Ruditapes philippinarum (Manila clam) is the source of this 704-nucleotide messenger RNA. Its product is annotated as protein furry homolog. Lineage: Eukaryota; Metazoa; Mollusca; Bivalvia; Venerida; Veneridae. The transcript has 5 exons. Bases 90 to 671 code for a protein of 193 amino acids. The record is from RefSeq and is a predicted model, not a curated record.